AUGACUGAUACAUUAGGUGUCGGCUUUGCCGUUCCAGCAGCUGAUAUCGAAUCCAUGGUAACAUUCGAAGAGGAUGUCUGGGUUGGCACAAACAAAGGCCAAAUCAUCCAAACAACAAAAGAUCAAGCGGAGAAUCAUAUUAUUUCAUGGCCAAAUCCCACAACAGGAUUACCUGAUCUAGGAAUUGAAAAAACAUCGAAAGUUAAAAGUCUCUUCGCUCUUUCUACGCCAGGAAAAGAUGCAAAACCAGGUGACAAAGAAGGAGAAAAUCUCGUUAACAUAUUAGUUUCGCACAUCGUCCCAGCUGGAUCUCAGUCUGGUAGAGUUUGCAUUGUUCAAAAAGAAGAGCCAUACCUUACUGAAAUUUACAAAACAGCUAAAUUAAUAGACGCCGUCAAAGUCAAAUCAGAAAAGACUACAUACCCGCUUGUAGUUUCAGACGGUCCAAAGAUUUUUAUUUUCAAAUAUGAGCAAGGAAAAUUAGUUCUUCACAGUUCAAGCUACACAGCAGAAGCAGAGAUCACAGCUCUCUCAAUUAACCAUGUCGGUGUUGCUUUCUAUGCAGGAAGCAAGUAUUGCUAUACAUUAUUCAAGAAUUUCGGUACAGUCUCUAUAGUUACGACCUCAUUUGUCCUCAAGCCACUCAUUAUUCCCUUCGACCAAGCCUCUUUCAUCUACUGCUUGCCAGGAAACUUCAUGAUCAAAUCAGAAACUCAAGUUUCUCAACAAUUUGUAUAUAACAGAGGUGUUGCAAAUGCUCAGAACGAACGUCCAGACUUCAUGGUCAUCUACCAAGAGAAAUUGAUGAACUUUUACCCAGCAAUGAUGUUAUCUGCCCGUAUUACAUACAAACAUCAAGAGAAUUUCUCGAUGAAACCAAUCGGACAUGUCAGAAUUAUCGCUAGCCAUGGCGAAUCCCUCUAUCUUGUCACAGAUGCAGAAGUUAGGAAAUAUGGUGGUCAAACAAAAGGUACAGAGUGCGGUUUCAAGGUCAAAAAUCAGAAUAUCGAUGCCGGUAUGAACAUGUUCAACGCUCUUCCAAAGGAAACUCAGCCACAAGAGUUAAUUGACUUCUUUAAGUGCCUUUGGAAGGAAGGAAUGUGCAAAGAGGCCCUUAAUAUCCUUACCCUUGUCAUGUGGCCCCAUGAUAUCAGAGAAGUUCUUUCUCUUUUCUCUCCAGUUUACAUCGAAUUGCCAACAAAGCUCGAAGCUCGUAUUCUGCUCCAGGGAACUAAGACUAUUACAGCAGAGAAGCUCAAUAAGGACGUCAAACAAGCCCUAGGUAACUUCCUUGAAUUUACUCGUAACGCAUACUCCGAUUCCAACAAUUCUUCGUUGACAUCUCAGUUGCUUACAAUCGACUCGUGCUUAUUCCAGUUCUACGCGCUCAACCAUUUAACCCGCCACCUCGAUAAGUUCCUUAUGUCCUCUCCAACUUACGAUAUGCAGCUUAUCGCAAGGUUCUUGAACGAGAAAGUCAAGAAACUCCACUUGCACCCUGCAUUCGCCAUCUACCAAGCAGCUGUUUGCUCAAAAGAUAAUAAUAAUGGUGUCAAAACCGCCAUGAAAGUCUGGGAACAGCUCAACGAAGCAGAUAAAAAAUCCGUGAGAUGGUCUGAAGAAGCUUCAUACACAAUCAGGCGCAUUAAACCAGCAAAUGGCUACAAUGACCCAGAAAACAUCUACAAACGCUCCCAAUUAGACUGGAUCCUUGCCAAAUCCCCGAGAUCCGCCGUCAACGCCUUCAUGUACUCCUCAGUUAGGCAAGACGAGCACGAUUUCUUCGAAUCCUGGGUCAAAGGUGUUGCUCCUCGCUACCAGACAGGUCUCAGACUGAAGUACUACAUGUACAUAACCUCAGCCGAGGCAGAGAAGUCAUCUUCAGUCAACGCAGACUAUAAAACAGGCAUCGAGCAUUUUAUUGACUUUUUGUUGAAGCUUGACAACCAACCAGAGAACGCCAUGGAGAAGUACAAUGUCGAUGAUCCACAGUCCAUCACGAAAUAUGACCUAAUUUUCUAUGAUGACGAAUGUGAAAUGGUCGACACCCCUUCAAGCGAAGAAGAGAUCAUGCAAGCGAAGGAGAAAACCAUAGAGAAGAUCCAGGAGCUCACAGAAGCCUUCAUUGCCGAGUCAAUGAAACCGGAUGUUGUCAAAGAGAAAGAUUUGAUGAAAAGAAAGGCUCUCGUUGAAGACAGGAUGAAAGAGAAGCGAAACAUGUUGGUCAAUUCACUCAGAGACAUGUUGACACGCUUAAAUCCAAGAUACAUCACGAAAUUAACACCGGAAUUCGAGAUUCCUCAACCGGAUUACACUCUCCCAUACGCAAGAAGCGAACCCCUCCUUCUCUUCUUCUUCCAGAAGGCUGAAUUAUACGCUCAUGGCGCGAAUCAGCUCAUUUCCACCGUCGGAGCCUUUGCUCGAGGUGCUGUUGAGCAGUUCUGCCGUGGUGCGCCAUCCCCUGAAGUCGCCUUCAUGGUCUGUCUCCAAAAGAUCAUGAAUCCUUUGUUAUUCAUCGAAUUGAUACCUCGAAGUGACGAUCCACAGCAAAGCGCCAUCCAGCAGAGGGACAGAAAGAAGUCUCUCGAGGCAGGAGCUCUCCACGUCAACGAGGCACACAUGAGGGAAGGCUCUGAAUACAUGAACUUGCUCAUGGACAACUUGGAAUGGAUCGAUGUCGCACAAUUGAUUCACAGAGAACCAUCUGAGGACACAGUUCUUCCUGUCAAAGUUCCAAAGGCAUACGAGAACGCGUCGAAGCUCCCGAGCGAACUCUUCAACCCUCAGUUGGAUCCACUCAGAUACUACGAGGACAAGUUCAUCGACUUGAUUCCUGACGACGGAGAUAUGGAAUUGUACGGACCAGUACUAAGGAGAGCUUCAGCUGUUUUGCUCGAGAAGGAGAGACUAACAAGAAUUAAGUUGGAUGUCGUAAGAAAUCUCGAGUUGGAUGCAGCGUACAGACUUGUUUUGGCACAGAAGAGAAACUGCGAGAUACAGCACUCUACUCUCUGCAAGACAUGCGGAAGACAGGUAGGAAAUGGCUGGCUAUCAAUAUCUCCAACAAACGAGGUCUACCAUAUUGCUUGUGUGAAGAAAGAAGACCAGAAGAAUGACGCUCAGCCAAUGUAUCUCUAA
Molecule: messenger RNA, 3138 nt
Organism: Trichomonas vaginalis G3
Lineage: Eukaryota; Parabasalia; Trichomonadida; Trichomonadidae
Product: CNH domain containing family
Exons: 1
Coding region: 1-3138 (1045 amino acids)
Biological process (GO): endosomal vesicle fusion; autophagy; vesicle-mediated transport
Cellular component (GO): cytoplasm; membrane
Source: RefSeq, a predicted model, not a curated record